AUGCCACAGAAGCGAUAUAGAGUUAUCAAAAAUAGUGAGGUAUCAAAACCUUUGCAAGCUCGAGCUGUUAACGUUAAAGUUCCGACUGUUGAAUCCAUAUUGAAAUCGUCAAAGCCUAGUUAUUCUCAAACAAGUAGGUCUAAUGGAUCACCGCCAAGAAAGCAAAGCAAAAGAGUAAAGAAACACGAUCUUAAGGCAAAGAAUAGACGGUCGUCGACUAUAUUCAGCUCGGAUGACGUUGAGUUGAAACUGGUAUCGCAAAAUUGUUUUAGAAAUACGAGCGUAUCAAAGAGGAACCCUGAGCGGCUAACGGAAAAUGAAGAAGAAAACUCGCUGAAAAUAGAAGAUUUUGAUCAGCCUCCACAAUCGACCUCAACUCCCAUAUUGGGAAGCAGCUCUUACAACAGCUUCCAGGAUCUAACGUCCCCUCAUGCACCAAAUGCACCAUAUCAGAUGUCACCUCUCCUUUAUUCCUGUAAUCCGGUCGUGCAUCAAUACCCAUACUGUUACCCACAACCGUAUGUCUAUUCCCAAGCGAUGUUUACCAACGAUUCUCCUCUCCAAAAAAAGGCGUAUCAAGACCAUUACAAGUUAUCUCGCAAUUAUGUCCAUCCCACUGCUGGGUUCCCUCAGUAUAGGACGCAAGAAAACAAGGAUGUGCAUCCUCAAAUUCAGAUGAGCUACCCUCUAAUGAGUGGUUACGAUAAUGCAAGAGUUCAAUAUACCACCACUGAGCCAAUUUUCUUACCAAUGAUAGAACCCAACCCGAGAAAUCUAGUUGGACGUGAUUUUUCAGAUUCAGAACUGCAACGUCAUGCUUCGCAAGUAAACUAUUUAAAUGCAAAGAGACAUGUCAGUAGUGGAAACUCAAGUUACAAAUCUAGUGGUGGAGAUGCAACAUAUCAAGGUAGUGCAAAGUCCUAG
Zygotorulaspora mrakii is the source of this 924-nucleotide messenger RNA. RefSeq names its product Spo13p (gene SPO13). The transcript has a single exon. The coding region runs from base 1 to 924 and encodes 307 amino acids. NCBI's taxonomy places the organism in Eukaryota, Fungi, Ascomycota, Saccharomycetes, Saccharomycetales, Saccharomycetaceae. The record is from RefSeq and is a predicted model, not a curated record.